AUGGUUUUGAAGUCUGGAGUAUUCCUCACUCUGUGUCUGUUUACCCUCCAAGCAAGUCAAAAUAAAGACGUUCAUAAGUACGGUUUUUCUGGACUCAGGGAUGUCAGGUAUCGACACUUUCUGGAAACUUCUAGACCAAUCAGACAUGCCACAAACGUCGGAGGUGAGCCGGAUAGACAGCGGGUGAAGAGGUCUACAGUUUUCACUACAGGCGUCAAAGUUUGCCCCCAGGAUACAAUGAAAGCCGUCAUCGGCAGCCACCGGGCCUAUUACAAACUCAGAGUUUGUCAGGAAGCCAUCUGGGAAGCGUUUCGGAUCUUCUUGGACAGAGUCCCAAACCCAGAAGAGUACAGAGCAUGGGUUUACACGUGCCAGCAUGAAAACCUCUGCAUGAAUGACCUGGCCCAGAAUUUCAGCUCCUCUCAGGAACAUUUGGACUUGAUGGCCAGAAGAGUUGCAGAGCAAGGUGAAAGUGAUGGUUUUGUGGCUGGGACACCUGAGCCAGGAAGUGAUUGCACCUGGACUCCUCCUCUGAUUCUGCUUCCAACUGAGGCUGAUGUGAUUAAAGAGGAUCUUAAAGAAAACUAUGAGGAGUACAUUGUUGAGUUCAGCAUCACCGUUGCAGACCCGACAUACAGUGAACUCCUCAGCAAACCUGAGGCUCCACAGUACAAUGACAUCACAAGAGAGCUCCGAGACAAGAUGCUUCAUGUGUUUGAAAAAGUUCCAGGAUUCAAAGAGUUACGUGUUCUAGGAUUUCGAUCAGAGGACGUGUCUGUGCGGUAUGCUGUGGUCUUUAAUGGAGAAACACAACUUGAUGAUGAGCCUGAGGGUUUGGAGGUCCCUGACUCAGAGACCAACGAGGAUGUAAAUGCCCCUAAACUGAAGUACAUCAUCGUAAAGGCCUUAAAAAUGCAGCCAUUACUACUACUGGAUAUGCAGACACUCAGCUUUGAGGCUGUAACCACAGUUUAUCCAGUUGCGGAGCUUGGCAUGAACGUUGUUGAGACGGCUGCAUCAGAGGAAGAGGUCACACAGUCACCAGCAGAAGAAAACAUUCUCACACAGAAUUUAUUCCCCACAGUGGCAGUCAUACAAACCUUGCUAAAAGUUUCUACCGUAAAACAGGAAACACACACCUUUGUGCCUUUCACCCCCAUCGUCCUCCCAGAGACCACCACAGAGACGCCUUUAAUGGCAGCUGCAGAGGAAGAGUCCACAAUCACAGAGCAGGAAGAGAAUCCAGAGGUGGAGGAGAUACCACCAACUGAACUUGAUGAUGGAGAGCCUGAACGUCCAGACUACCCAGAAAUACAGAAUGAAGACUUUUCUAUAGUAAAUAAAGGUCCCCAACCUGAAGGAGUGCUGACUGAUGCACCUGCUGAAGUUAACCUUGAACUACCACAGUCUUCAGCUCCAACAGUUCCAGAUACUUCCAUUAAAGAGGCAGCAGCCCCAGAUUCAACACAUUCAUCUUUUGAGGACACAGUUCAAGACAUUGAACCUGAAACAGAUGUCGAGCUUUUACCAACUCCUGAAGUUAGCGGUGAAGACCCAGAGGACAGGGAUGAUUUAAAUGGAGGGCACAGUGGAAUGACCACAGCCACAGUGGACCUUUUUAUGGGGAAUUCAACUAUUAGUCAGAAUGAGGCAGAGGUGGAAGUGACUGAGCCACUCGAAGAGGAGAGCGGUAGCGGUUUUGCCUCAGAGUCUGAUGAACGUCCGUAUGAAUCCACAGCUGCACCUGCCAUGAGACAAGCCAGCACACCUCUGAUGACAGCUGUGGAUAAGGGCAAAGAGUUAGUGGUUUUCUUUAGCUUGAGGGUCACAAAUAUGAUGUUUUCUGAUGACCUGUUCAACAAGAGCUCCCCUGAGUAUAAGUCACUGGAGAAUACGUUUCUUGAGCUGACACAACAUUCUGGGUCCAGAAACUCUCCAAAUCCUGGAGCAUCCAGUAAAUCUGGUCCUAAGAGACAGACGACAUUAGCCUCCAUACCGCUUUUGCCAUAUUUACAAUCCAAUUUGACUGGAUUUAAGCAGCUGGAGAUUCUCAACUUCAGGAACGGGAGUGUUGUGGUAAACAGCAAGAUGAAACUGGACAAGCCAGUUCCUUAUAAUGUCACAGAAGCUGUGCACUGUGUUCUCGAGGACUUCUGCAACGCAGCAUCCAAACGCCUUGACAUAGAGAUUGACAGUCGCUCAUUGGAUAUAGAACCAGCUGACCAAGCAGAUCCUUGUAAGUUCCUGGCCUGCAACGAGUUUUCACGCUGUGUGGUAAACAGUUGGACUGAAGAGGCAGAGUGUCUGUGUGAUCCUGGCUACAGCACCGUGGAUGGCUUGCCUUGCCAGAGCACCUGCACUUUGCAGCCAGACUACUGCAUGAAUGGAGGCCUGUGUGAAAUAAUCCCAGGUCAUGGAGUCACCUGCAGAUGCCCUGUAGGUAAAUACUGGCACUUCCACGGAGAACGCUGUACCGAGCUGAUAUCAGUACCUGUGGAUCCUCCGCUCAUCAUAACCUGCCUUGUGGGGAGUCUCUGCCUUGUUUGUGCUGUCCUUGGCAUUUUAAUAUUCCUCAACAAGAAAUGUGUAAAAACAAAGAAGGCUGUAACAUUGGUGCACACCCUUGCUCCCUAUGCCUUUGAGAAUACUUUGAGAGAGAACCCAGUAUUUGAAAAUGAUGAUGGUAUCUUAACUCAAGUGUCCACAUUACCAUGUCCUUCAAGUUCUGCCUCUUCUCAUUCCCAACAAUCUGAGCAAGAACAUUUUGCCUCAAUUGAAAAUAUACGCCUGAGUAUUGAGAUCCCCAGACAACUCUACACAACCAGAUCAGAAAAGUUAGUGUCAGAAAUGGUGGAUUUUCAUCACUGUAUACCACACAAUGAGACGUGGCGACUGCCAAAUGACUACAGAACACGUUGUCUUUUAAGGGCAUCAGACAAUGACUGUUUUGAAGUUACAGUUCUCUGAUGACACCUUGUUCGUCUGAGCUGCCAACACAAUGACACAGUGCAAAGUGUGGGGACUAAAACCAGUGUUGCUGUUACUCUGUGUAUAGUUUGCAUGUGCAGAAGCAGGUACAGUAGACCAGCGGUUGAGUUGACGUGAUCAUAGUGCUGAAAGUGUCUUGCUAGACAGUGAGCUAUGGAAGUUAAACUGUGUUCAAGGUGAACUUAAUAUUUAUUUCAUGUAUUAAAUAUAGUAGGAACAUUUCCUGUACA
Melanotaenia boesemani (Boeseman's rainbowfish) is the source of this 3218-nucleotide messenger RNA. It is a transcript of the gene impg1b, whose product is annotated as interphotoreceptor matrix proteoglycan 1b. Lineage: Eukaryota; Metazoa; Chordata; Actinopteri; Atheriniformes; Melanotaeniidae. The record is from RefSeq and is a predicted model, not a curated record. The coding region runs from base 1 to 2967 and encodes 988 amino acids. Gene Ontology annotation, biological process: visual perception. The transcript has 18 exons.